This is a messenger RNA of Belonocnema kinseyi, 537 nucleotides long. Its product is annotated as 60S acidic ribosomal protein P1-like. Gene Ontology annotation, biological process: cytoplasmic translation; translational elongation. The record is from RefSeq and is a predicted model, not a curated record. Lineage: Eukaryota; Metazoa; Arthropoda; Insecta; Hymenoptera; Cynipidae. Gene Ontology annotation, cellular component: ribosome; cytosolic large ribosomal subunit. Gene Ontology annotation, molecular function: protein kinase activator activity; structural constituent of ribosome; ribonucleoprotein complex binding. The transcript has 4 exons. The coding region runs from base 110 to 448 and encodes 112 amino acids.
CAGCUUUCUUUACGGUUUGUGACGUUGAACGUGUCGGUUCUCUGAAGAGCUAAGGCCAAAAUUUGGCGACUGCACGUUUAUUUUGCAAAGAAAAUAACAUCUUUAAAUCAUGUCGACGAAAGCAGAACUCGCUUGUGUUUAUUCCGCCUUGAUCUUGGUUGACGACGACGUCGCCGUGACGGGUGAGAAGAUUCAGACCAUCUUGAAAGCGGCUAACGUUGACAUUGAGCCUUAUUGGCCAGGUCUGUUCGCCAAGGCUCUGGAAGGAGUCAACGUCAAGGAACUGAUCACCAAUAUCGGAUCCGGCGUUGGAGCAGCUCCAGCUCCAGGUGCAGCUGCUGCUGUAGCUCCAGCCAGUGCCGAGGCAGCUCCUGCCAAGGAGAAGAAGAAGGAGGAAGAAGAAGAAGAAGGAUCUGACGAUGACAUGGGCUUUGGCCUCUUCGACUAAAUCCCAGGAUUGUCAUUCGCGGUCCAUAAUUUUUUUAUUGUACAGUUAUCGUGUGCGGUAAAAUUUUAAUAAAAGACUACGAAAUAAAA